AUGUCGGAACAACGCGACACCGCUUCUGUAUAUGACCACCGCGAUAGAGCUCCCGACUCGCGACGGAAAGAGCCUGCGAUAACAGCAAGGCGGACAGAAGAUGGCGUAGAAUACGACCUUCCAACCGAACGCGACGAUCAACCAGUCACACAUGAAUCUGGCGAUGGCGCCGGAGAAGCGAGCACCUCUGUUCAGGAGUUCGCGCAUCAGUCUGAGGUCAUCCGCUCCCUACAAGCUGAGAACAGGCGCCUAGCCGAAGCGAUCGAACAAGCUCGCAUUGAGCUGAUUGCGAAAGAUGCUCGGAUUGCGGAAUUGACUGCUGGCGGCGAUUCUACGGGCGCGAAGGGGCCCAGGUCGUGA
This is a messenger RNA of Alternaria ventricosa, 360 nucleotides long. RefSeq lists its product as uncharacterized. The coding region runs from base 1 to 360 and encodes 119 amino acids. The transcript is spliced from 2 exons. NCBI's taxonomy places the organism in Eukaryota, Fungi, Ascomycota, Dothideomycetes, Pleosporales, Pleosporaceae. The record is from RefSeq and is a predicted model, not a curated record.